UGGCUGCAUGUCCUCGAGGGCAUGGGAAAAGACCAAAAAUGGAUCACAUCAAUGCCCCCCGAUUAUCUUGUGCAGAAAUAUGGCAAACAAGACAAGGUUACGAUGGAAGUAUUUGAUGACGAAGGACCGCAGGUAACGAAGCCCGUGCAAACAAAAUGGGCGUCCGGAUUCAUCCACGGGGAUCCGUUCGAAACCAGAAAAGUUGUACUCGAUGAGAGUCUGCUACCUCGGGUUUUGGCAAAGGUGACGAUCGGACCAAAAGGAGCCGACCUGCGAGACUUUUUCUUGCAGCAACUGAGGAAUACUAUGGCCGAUGCCGCAGAAUCUGGAGAUCACGUACUCAUCAUGAUCUUUUCACACGGCGAUUAUGAUUCCGCCGGCGGCUUAUGCCUAGGUGUUGACCUGUUUAUGAAUGAUGACUCUGAAAGUACCUGAAACCAAGCCAUGUCGCAUCUAUUCUCUCGGAGUACCCAGACAUCAGGACCACUAUGUUUAUGACAUCGUGUUUCUCCGGUCAUUGGGUGGAGACCACAGAAUUUAAAGGGAGAAAUCUGACACCGGCAAUUCUUGUUGCAGCAGAAACGGAAGAGGAUUCAUUCGGGUAUGUAUGGUUGCAUUCGCAGAGACACGCUGGGGGGCUAUUUUCAUCGGCCGCAAUAUCAGAGCUGGUGAAAGAGCCACCCUUUCUCCCACCGGCUUCGGACCAGGACACGUCCCGCGAGUAUCGGGAAUUGACAACCGCGAUAGUGGCCGAGAUGCACAGACUCUGUCUACCUGCUAACAUCAAAGAAGGCUACGGAUCGUCACCAGUAUUCAGCGACCCGAAAUCGCAGGAAAAGUUUUGGAAAAGGACUGGCUACAGCCUGAACCACUACGAAGAUAAUUACAACAAGCUGCCAACGGCACUGGCCUCUGAUCCUCAUCCAAAGAGGAAUAGAAAAAAGUUUGAAGCGGGUUUCAUAGACGGUAAUGACCCGGAGAUAGUCGCCUGGAGGGAGCGUCAUCCCCUCAUUGUUGAUGAAGACUUCCCAGAAGCGACCGGUGGCUAUGGAAGGACUAUCCGGGGACUGGUUUCGCCCUGGUCUAUGAAGUAUUUAAUGCAACAGUACUCAAGAACAAACCCGGGGUAUCAGACGAUUGAACAUCAAGCGGUCAUACGAACAAUCCGUGAAUACUACGAUGGCCUCUUGGACGACAAUGGAAAGCUGCGCCUGCGCCGCUUGCUCAUUAGCAGGCUCCAAAUGAAUAAGAAAGCUAACCAUUAUGCCAAGCUUUUGGGAUUGUACAGGCUUCCAAUCAUUGAGAUUUGGACGAUGGCCCAGACAGCUAAGGAGUAUGAGUACUCCACCUUUCGAAAUUAUUUUAACAAGGUAGCACGGUCUCGUAUUUUCAAUGAGGAAAAGAUAGGACCUUAUUAUCGAAAACCUGCGCAAUACCUAGCAGCUGCCAUGGCAAUCGCUGCUUACAGUGAGGGCGAUGUGGAGGCUGCGAUUAAGAAAAUCUGGCAAGCGCGUAAUGACAAGAAGUUGGAUGAUCAGAUAACGCUGGACCUCAAGGAGUCCGUUCGCUAUUCUCAGUCGGUUUCCAGUAUAAAAUCGCUGAUACAAGGCAGCCGAAGGAAGCCUCAGAAGAGACGUCCUGCUUUGUCUGACAUCGAAUGGCAUUGAGUUGUACUAACAGGGAUUCUCAAAUCGUGGCUACUUUCUUAAGGUGAAACCGAUAAUGUAUGAGGAGGAUCGUGGCGUCGUUAUAGGAGAUGGAGGGGGUUCCCGAGGAGAUUGAUGGUGAUGAUGGAGUCGGGCGUUGAGUGAUGUCUGAAGUGGGUG
This is a messenger RNA of Aspergillus glaucus CBS 516.65, 1826 nucleotides long. RefSeq lists its product as uncharacterized. The record is from RefSeq and is a predicted model, not a curated record. NCBI's taxonomy places the organism in Eukaryota, Fungi, Ascomycota, Eurotiomycetes, Eurotiales, Aspergillaceae. The coding region runs from base 489 to 1667 and encodes 392 amino acids. The transcript has a single exon.